This is a messenger RNA of Aedes aegypti (yellow fever mosquito), 1550 nucleotides long. RefSeq names its product serine protease inhibitor 42Dd. Gene Ontology annotation, molecular function: serine-type endopeptidase inhibitor activity. The record is from RefSeq and is a predicted model, not a curated record. NCBI's taxonomy places the organism in Eukaryota, Metazoa, Arthropoda, Insecta, Diptera, Culicidae. The coding region runs from base 332 to 1534 and encodes 400 amino acids. The transcript is spliced from 2 exons.
UAGAUUAGCGCCGAUUUAUUUUACGAUCGUCCUCCACAGUUCGCACGUCGUAAUCCAAUGAUAGUCGGGACGUUGUUUAUACCGGCGCAGCAUCAUCAUCAAUGCUUUUGCAUUAUUUUCGAACGUUCUCAUCGUCCAUCCCCAUGGCUACAGCAGCGUGGAUUACUGUGAUGCUCCACAUUAUCAGUAAAACACCGGGCGUCGUUAUCAUUUGACAGCUAUGGAGAGUGCUCGCUGCCCAUGCCUGCUAGAUGGCUUAGUACGGAGUGAUCGUUCCUGAGCGGUGCAAGUGCGCUUAUAAGCUGAUCCAAGCAACACGGUUGAGUAAGCAAUGAACUUCCUGGGAUGGAUUACUACGAUUUUGGUUGCGUUUGCGAGCACGUGCUACGGCGGAGGCCAACUGAGAUUCCCGUACGGUGACACAAACUUCAGCCUUAGCGUCUACAAGGCCGCCUUCAGUCCUGAGCACAACAUUGUUGUCGCACCGUUUGUGUUGCGCAACAGCGUUGCGAUGUUGUACUCGAUUGCAACCGAUACGACACAGGCGCGGUUACGCGAGGUUUUCGGUCUACCGUCGAACUUCUCCGAGUUUCUGACGAAUCAGAAGGAGCUACACUACAUGCUUGGAGGCGGUGGUGAUGGAUUCCGCAUGAGAAACAGGAUCAUACUGAAUGGACUCCGUGAAGUGGACGUGCACAUGAGAGACGUUAUGAAGGAAGAUCUGGACACGACACUGGUGUAUUUCGAUUUUUCACAGCGAGAAGGAGUUGUGCGAAGAGUGAACCACUUCGUGAACUUCAACACGAAUCGAGUGAUCAGUAGUAUGAUUAACUUGGAUGAUGUUCCGAAACACUUGCAAGUGGUACAGGUGUGCUCGGCUUCUUUCAAACCACAAUUUGCAAGUAUGUUCGACACCAAGGAUACGAUGCCUCGGGAUUUCAGGAGCGGAAUGAUCGAGAAGCUGUAUACGACUAUGACGAUGUUUAAGCGAGGGGAUUUUCGGUUCUCGCGUAUUCCUGAGCUGGAAAUAGAGGUUCUGGAAUUGCCGUUUGUGAAAUCGAGUGACGCUGUAAUGUGGGUAAUGUUACCAGAUCGAGAGGCUUCGUUGGAGACGAUCAUGAAAGCUCUAGAACCUGGACAUUUCGACGCAAUACAGGCACAUUUCCAAAUGAAACGAGCAGAAAUUACAGUGCCGAUCUUCCACAUUGAAUCGGAAUUCAACGCCACUGAAUUCUUGCGGCAGUCCAUGGGACUGGAAGUGUUAUUCAAGCAGCGGGAUCUGAGGAUCUUCGAAGAUGUAGAUUCAUCGUUGGACAGUGUUAUGCACAAGGCAGGAAUGCGGUUCUAUGAAAGAACUGCAGAUGCCGGAGGAGCCACAGUAGUGAGAAGUUUCAAUAAACGAAGUGCCAAACUAAUUGCCCCAUAUCAGUUCAUUGUGGCAAGAUCUUACUUGUUUGUGAUAGUGAAGAAGACUAAUAAACAAAUUCUGUUCAUGGGGCAUCUCUACAAACCAGACGAUCUAAUGGAAGUUUGAGUAGGAUGCAAAGGGA